UCACUGAAGGAGAUUUAUCGCACACUGAAACCCGGUGGUACCUUUAUGAUGCUCGAAGGUGAUGGUACUGGAAAUGUGUAUACAGACAAAAUUAAAUUUGGUUAUAACGCCAUUUUCGGUUACGCCGUUUCCGUGCUUGCGUGCCUUCAGUUUGGCAGUCAAUCUGAAGAUGCUCUAUGUUUGGGUACAAUGUGGGGAUCUGAAAGAGGAGUGAGAAUGCUUCGCGAAUGUGGCUUCGACGAUGUGAAAAUUGCUGAAACACCAUUUCUCGAUAUGGAAAUCCUCUAUAUCUGUCAUAAAUGA
Anisakis simplex (herring worm) is the source of this 303-nucleotide messenger RNA. Lineage: Eukaryota; Metazoa; Nematoda; Chromadorea; Rhabditida; Anisakidae. The record is from the annotation of a GenBank genome assembly.